AUGAAGGACUGUCCGAUUCCGGAGGGUUACGAUGCUGGUCGGAUCCGAGCGAGUUUAGAAGCGGCGUUCAAGGAACGAGGCUACUCUGGUGCAGUCUCCUCCAUCACUGCCUAUGGGGACCAAACACAAACCCCUGUUCACAUCCUUCAAGGGCUCUUAUCCACUGGAGUAUCUGUAGCACACAUCAGAUCAGAAAGCACAAACUACAUCAUGUACCGGGAUAUAGUGGAAUGGCGAGGUCAGAAUCCUCCCCCUGCUACAAUGAUGAUCAUAUCCGAUCAGGUGAUGGGAGGUGACUUCUCUUGGGACCUGGCCCGGCUACAACAGCGAUCGCAGUACAACCUGUUUAUAGCUCGUUCGAAGGCGCAUCGCUUUCUCUCAGUCCUGCCAACUUCUGCAAUAUGGUUAUGGGAAAAAAUACUAGAGGAUAGUAAUAAUAAUGGAAUUGAGAUCAUAAGCUCACCACUUGCCAUGGUGCUUUGUUGCAAAUCGUGCAAUUUCGACUGCCAAAGCCCUAAGAAAUUCAGGAAGCAUCUCUCGAGUUAUAAGCAUGCACGGCAAGAGUCUGUAUGCCCUCAGCGCACACAAAUUAACCUUGUUACGGAGACGUGGGGAAGGAACUACGCGGCAACGCCUGAAUAUGCGACAGCUAAAAUACUGGUGUGGUGGAACAUGUUUGACUGUCCUAUCCCCGAGGGAUAUGAUGCUCAUCGGGUCCGUCCGAGUUUAGAAGAGGCAUUUAAGAAACUAGGCUACUCUGGUCCUGUCUCCAUCACUGCCUAUGGCGACUUAAACCACACCCCUGAGCACCUCCUGCGAGGGCUCUCUUCCUCUGGAGUCGGUCUUGCACAUACCAUUUUCGAUGUCACGUACAACCGCAUGUAUAAAGAUUUGCUGUAUGGGCCAGCGUCUAAUUCUACUCCGACUAAUCUUAUGGUGAUAGCUAAUGCAGAUACACUUCAGGCCUUCUCAACUUCCCUUGUCCGCCAACUGCAAGCGCAGAAACACAACCUUUUUCUGGCUUAUUCAUCUAGGCCUUACAAAAUGUUUGUCAUGCUCCCUUCUGCCGAGUGGCUCUGGCAUAGCUUACUUGAUGUUUCAGAGAAAACAAAAUACGUUCUUCAGAAAUGCACAAGUGAAAGUGAUAGGGGUGGUGAAUCUAGUGCAAUGUUUUAUUGCAAAUUGUGCCGUGAUGGCCCAGGCCCUGAUUACAGAAGCCUUGACAAUUUAAGGACGCAUCUCUCAAGUGAAGAACAUGCGCAAAAAGAGUCCGGUAUUACUGCAUUUUUCCAAUUAAAAAUGAAGAAUAGGAAUAAAUCUUCUUUAGCCCAGUACGAUCGAAAGCAUCGACAGCAAUGGCGACAGGCAAGUUUUUUCUUCAUUUAA
Eruca vesicaria subsp. sativa (arugula) is the source of this 1386-nucleotide messenger RNA. The record is from the annotation of a GenBank genome assembly. NCBI's taxonomy places the organism in Eukaryota, Viridiplantae, Streptophyta, Magnoliopsida, Brassicales, Brassicaceae.